AUGGCUUCUCUAGUGAUUUUCAUUUUCCAGCUUAUGCAUGUUUGUUGGAUGCUUGAUAAGAUUGAGACGGGUGAUGAGGAUGAUGAAGAGGAGUCCAAAGCCUCAUAUUCAGAAAUAAAUGGUGAUUUGGUGUUGUCAAAAAUCACUGAAAUGAGACUUGUUCCUUCAGAUGCUGGAAAAUACUUUGAUUGUCUUCUUAUCAAGUCUUCACAAAGAGAUCACAGUUUCCAUUUAUGUGAUCUUCAGGAUCUUGAAAUUGUUCAGGAGCAUAGGAAGACUGAGCAUGCCGAUAGUGAUGAGAUUUGUCUUGUCGAUGUGACAACUGUCUACCCUGUUAGUCAUAGACAAUUGGAUUGUCCGACUUGUUCUCCUCUUGGAGCAAAAGAAGACUGGCAUAAGGAACUGGCAAAUGGUCAAAACAAGUUUAAUAAUAAGGAGCACACAUAUAGCUUGAUAUCUGAAUUGCUUCCCUUGCUGAAACAUAUCUAUCAGAACCAAUUAAAUGAGAUGGAAGUAAAGCAAGGGGAUCAAGAAGGUGGAUUUUCUGGUGUACUUCUUCGAGUAUAUGAGCCUCACAAUGAGCUUGUUAACUGGUAUGUCUUCACAUCUGUAACACCUCUGAGAAUUUCGUAA
Messenger RNA from Zingiber officinale, 633 nucleotides. RefSeq lists its product as uncharacterized. Lineage: Eukaryota; Viridiplantae; Streptophyta; Magnoliopsida; Zingiberales; Zingiberaceae. The transcript is spliced from 5 exons. The record is from RefSeq and is a predicted model, not a curated record. Bases 1 to 633 code for a protein of 210 amino acids.